Molecule: messenger RNA, 1092 nt
Organism: Cotesia glomerata
Lineage: Eukaryota; Metazoa; Arthropoda; Insecta; Hymenoptera; Braconidae
Exons: 2
Coding region: 1-1092 (363 amino acids)
Source: RefSeq, a predicted model, not a curated record
AUGGCUGCCGCUGUUUAUUUGAGAGUCACUGACGCUGAUGGGAACACAAAGGUCUCACUUUUGUGUUCAAAAACGCAAGUAGCACCGCUGAAGACCAUGACAACUCCACGCUUGGAAUUAUCUGCUGCAUGGUUGCUUACACAACUGAUACUUCAUGUCAAGGAAGUUCAGUCGCUAGAAAAUGUCAGGAUCAACCUCUGGACUGACUCCGCCUUGACUCUCGCAUGGAUUAAAAGUCCAGCAACCCGCUGGAAGACAUUCAUCCGCAAUAAAGUGGGAAAAAUUCAAGAAACGCUUCGAGAUAUCUCCUGGAAAUUUAUACCAGGAAAACAAAACCCCGCUGACUGCGCUUCAAGAGGUAUACCAACGCUAAAGCUAAAACAACACGCUCUCUGGUGGCAUGGACCGACUUGGCUUCAUGAACCGGAAUCCUCUUGGCCCACUCUAGAGCCUCCAGCUGACAACGCAACGCAUCGAGAAGAACGCCAAGACCUGGAGCGCGCUAAAUUUACCUUGAUAAAGUUCACUCAAGGACAAUACUUCGCUAGAGAGAUUCACACGCUUCAAGAUGGAGAUGGUCUGCCGAAAGAUAACUGCAUCACCAAGCUGACUCCGUUCAUCGAUCAUCAGGGGGUCCUGAGAGUCGUUGGCCGCUUGAAACACGCAUUGCUGGACCCAGAAGAAAAGCAUUCAGCGAUUCUACCACGACAAUCACCGCUUACAUCAAUCCUGAUUGAUGAUUCGCACCACAAAACGCUUCACGGAGGUACUCAGCUUACGCUCGCUGACUUAUGCAAGAGCGUCUGGAUCAUUGGAGGCCAUGUUCCAGUCAGAUCAUUCAUAUUACGCUGCGCUAUCUGCACUAGACACCGUGGAGAACGCGCUCAACAGUUGAUGGGUCAACUACCUGCCGCACGAGUGCAGCCAACUCGAGCUUUCCUGCAUACAGGACUCGACUACGCUAGACCUAUCACGCUGAAAACUUUUCAAGGACGUGGAACAAUAACAUACAAAGGCUGUAUGUUCGUCUGCAUGUCUGUAUGUCUUCGUCUGCAUGUUCAGCUCAGCUGUACAUCUAGAGCUAGUCACUAA